Molecule: messenger RNA, 651 nt
Organism: Corylus avellana
Lineage: Eukaryota; Viridiplantae; Streptophyta; Magnoliopsida; Fagales; Betulaceae
Source: RefSeq, a predicted model, not a curated record
AUGGGCAGAAGUGGAGGCCCUAUUGAACAUCACAGCCAAAUGGAUGGAGUAGUUCCUCUGGAAGAAUGUCAUCUUUCGGUAUGCAUUCCACACGCGUUCGUCACAAACAAUGGAAAGCAAUUUGACUGUGAUUCAUUUCGAAAAUGGUGUUCAAAGCUCCAGAUCAGAAACUACUUCUCAUCCUCUGAACAUCCCCAAGCAAAUGGGCAAGUAGAAGCCACCAACAAGACCAUAUUUAAAAUUUUGAAAAAAAAACUUGGUGAGAACAUCCCAACCGAGGUUGGAUCAGGAAGCAUCCGUAUAGAGACCUUUUGGCCAGAAUCCAAUGAUGAAGGCAUCAGGCUACAUCUUGACUUGCUGCAGGAAAAAUGGGACGAAGCCCAAGUAACCAUGGCAGAAUACCAAGAGAAGGAGGCUCGGUACUUCAACCAAAAGGUCAACCACCGAAGCUUCAAGCUGGGAGACUUGGUCAUGCAAAAAGUCACCAACACCACCAAGGACCCAGCCAUGGGAAAACUAGCUACAAAUUGUGAAGGACCUUAUAAGGUAGUCAGGUGCCGAAGAGCGGGAGCCUACCAUCUUGAAGAUGGCGAGGGGAAGGCACUCCCGAGGCCAUGGAAUGCCGAGCAUCUGAAGAAAUACUUUGUAUAA